CGGGGGCCGUCACUUCGGAGUUGGGGCUGAGCAGUCGGCGGAGAGCGUGCGAAGACCGCUGCAGCCGCUGGCCGAAUUAAACCCAUCCACAGUAAUGGCUGCGGCCUUACCCAGGACCCUGGGGGAGUUGCAGCUAUACAGAAUAUUACAGAAAGCCAAUCUACUCUCUUAUUUUGAUGCCUUUAUCCAGCAAGGUGGUGAUGAUGUCCAGCAGCUCUGUGAAGCCGGAGAAGAGGAGUUUUUGGAAAUAAUGGCUCUUGUGGGCAUGGCUAGCAAGCCUCUUCAUGUUAGAAGGCUACAGAAGGCUUUGAGAGACUGGGUUACAAACCCUGGCCUUUUUAAUCAGCCACUGACUACUCUUCCUGUCAGUAGCAUACCCAUCUAUAAAUUGCCAGAAGGAUCACCGACAUGGCUGGGAAUAUCCUGCAGUAGUUAUGAAAGGAAUAGCAAUGCCCGGGAACCUCAUUUAAAAAUCCCCAAAUGUGCUGCCACCACAUGUGUGCAGAGCUUGGGACAGGGGAAGUCAGAUGUGGUGGGCAGCUUAGCACUGCAGAGUGUUGGUGACUCUAGACUCUGGCAAGGCCACCAUGCCACUGAAAGUGAGCACAGUCUCUCCCCAGCAGACCUUAGCUCUCCAGCUUCCCCAAAGGAAAGCAGUGAGGCACUGGAUGCUGCUGCUGCGCUCUCUGUAGCAGAGUGUGUGGAGCGAAUGGCCCCCACUCUGCCAAAAAGUGACUUGAACGAAGUGAAAGAACUGCUGAAAACCAACAAAAAACUGGCCAAAAUGAUUGGUCACAUCUUUGAGAUGAGCGACGAUGAUCCACACAAAGAGGAGGAAAUUCGAAAGUACAGUGCAAUAUAUGGUAGAUUUGACUCAAAGAGAAAGGAUGGGAAACAUCUCACUCUUCAUGAGCUCACCGUUAAUGAAGCAGCUGCCCAGCUCUGUGUGAAGGAUAAUGCCCUGUUGACUAGAAGAGAUGAACUUUUUGCCCUGGCUAGACAGAUUUCUCGAGAAGUCACCUAUAAAUAUACUUACAGAACUACCAAGUCAAAAUGUGGAGAAAGAGAUGAAUUAUCCCCAAAGAGAAUUAAAGUAGAGGAUGGUUUUCCAGAUUUCCAGGAUUCUGUGCAGACACUCUUCCAGCAGGCUAAAACUAAGAGUGAAGAAUUUGCAGCUCUUAGUUCACAGCAGCCUGAAAAGGUGAUGGCAAAGCAGAUGGAGUUCCUUUGCACCCAAGCUGGCUACGAGAGACUGCAGCAUGCUGAAAGAAGACUGUCAUCAGGAUUUUACCGGCAGAGCUCAGAAGAGCACAGCCCUAACGGCUUGACAUCUGAUACCGCUGAUGGACAAGGAGAAAGACCUUUGAAUCUCCGAAUGCCUAAUAUACAGAAUAGACAACCCCAUCCUUUUAUGGUGGAUGGGGAGCUUAGUAGACUUUACUCCAGUGAGACAAAGUCCCACUCAUCAGAGAGCCUUGGGAUUUUAAAAGACUACCCUCACUCAGCUUUUACAUUAGAAAAGAAAGUCAUCAAAACAGAGCCUGAAGAUUCCAGAUAGCUUGGUGGAAAUGGCAUCAGAUGUAAGGAUUAUGCUCCAUCAUAGAAAUAAGCCUUAAUAACCAAUGUUGCCUCAUUCAGCUCAAACAGAUUUCAUAGCCAAAGCAUAAGGACUGGUAUAGUAGUCUAUGGAAACCAGGAAGACAAAGCAACAGCCACAAAAGAGAAAAUCAUGUUGCAAUCUGUAACAGAAAUACUGAUCCAUUCACAUUCCUAUGUAAGUCAUCCUGUGUAAGGCUUACAAAUUAAUAUUGUAAGCAUUCAUUAUUUAAGAAUGUACAAUGUAUUUGUGUAAUUUAUAAAAGUGAAAUCUAGAUGUUGAGACCUGUUGGGUCCAAUAUAUGUGGAUACAGUUUUACUUGAAAUUUCAUUGUCUACUUUAUAUGUAUUUAGUGUAAAUUUUAUUAUAAGUCAUACUGUAGAAUCUCUGCAGUCAUAACGAAAGUUUAGUGAUGUGGCAGGGUUGCAAUGACUUUGGAAAAAUCAAAAGCAAAUGCUCAAUUUAACCAAGGAAAAUUUUAUGGAUUUAAUAUCUGAUGAAACUGAUUCUGUGUGACAGGAGCAAUGUAGCUUUUGUUCACAUAAUACCAUUUUUUUUUUACUGGUUUAAUCAAUGCAUAUUUACACAAUUAAUAGUAGAGGAAAGUUAAAAAGGAUGAGCAAUAGAAUGGAAAAGAGCUCUUACUUAGUUGGCUUAGAUUGCAUUAUAUAAUAGCUACUAAAGAUCUAACAAAACUAAGAAACUAUUACUUGGACAGAGAAGUUGAAACAAGUAGAUUGAUGUGUAAAAGCCUUUACUCAAGUACUGAAUUUCAGAAUGUGUUAAAUUAGAUUAAGACUUAAGUAAGUUAACCGUAAAUGUGAUGAGGAUGGUGACUUUUAACAAAGGCUGUAAUAGAGUAAGUAUCAUUUGUCUGGAAUUCUUCUCCACAUACAGGAGCCAUGGACAGACUAGCUGACUCUCACUGGGAAAUGUCUUCCCACCCAGACUAUUACAAGGGUGAAUAGUCACUGCAUCCACAUUUCUAGGCAUAUUUCAAUGGAUGUUUAGUUGACACCUAUAUUAUUUAUUUUAUAAUUUCAUUUUUGUACACUUUCCAGAUUUGUGAAUGCAGUUUUUUCUUAAAAAUCCAUUUUAACUUGAAAGUAUUUGUUUUUAAUUCCCACUAUUUAAUUAAUGGGCUGUGUGCAUAUAUAUGGGGUGUGCUUAAAUGUCAGUAAUGUACUUGCCAAUUUAUAAAUGAGAAUUUCACAUUGGAGUCCUUAAGAGUAAAAAUAGAACUAUGGCUUCUGCCAAUGUAUGUUUUCUUUGUUGGUUUAAGAAGAGAAGAUAUUUGACAGCAGUACCUACUUGCUAUGGAUUUUUCUAAACCCAGGUCUUGCUGAGAAGAACGUAUUGAUUUAGAAUAUGUGAUUUAUUUUUUAUUCUUCUUUAGUUCUCAGUUCAGCUCUAGAUCAUUGCUGUGUACAAAUAUCAAGUUAUAUUCUGUUAUUCUAAAAUUUGUCAGCUGAAUGUUAGAUGGACUGCACUGUAGUCUCUGAUCACUGUCACACGUGUAAUUGCUUUUUCAUUUUGAUUUGUAGAAUAGCUUUACAAUAGAAACCCCAGUAAACAAUUUUUAUACUAUUAAAAGACUUUAUUCCCUUCCUAAAUGUUUUAAUUGUACCGUAUUGUCUGCCCACAAAAGAAACAUUUUAUGGACCUUGCAGCUUUGUUGCUAGCUUGAGAUUGAUUAUUGUGGUUGUAUAGUUCACUGUGUGUAGAAAUAGUAUGAGUACGACUUAAAUAGAAUGUUCAGUUUUUAAUAUUAGCCAUAGCACUGGUUAGUAUCUCAGUAGUUUCAUGAAACGUUUCCUGUAUUCUAAUCUAUUUUGAGAAAUUUUGUGGGUUUUUUUUUUUAAUUGUGUCUUAAAGUUCAAGUUUGUAGAUUUUAAUAAGCAACAAUUUUUAAAGGUGCAGUAAUCUUCCAACUAAUAUUUAUCAGUUUAUUUUGUGGCCCCACAAACUGCAUCUGUAAGUCCAUAAAUAAGUUUCCUUAAGUAUCAUAUUUUUCUGGUCUUUCAAGGUUAGUGAUAAGGGGAAGCACAAGAAAAAUCUCAGUAGAACACAGUUUUUAUUUUGUAAACACUAAUGUAUUAAACUUGCUAUACAUUAAAGCAAAUAAUAUAUAUUUUUAUUUGAACUGUACAUAUGAAUCAGAUGUUAUAACUAGUUGAUUUUUCAUUGUGUUAGAGGUAUUUUCACUGAACAAGGUCAAUUGGUUACCUCAAUAUUAUAGCCAAUAUUGUCCAAGGGACCAUUUCUCCCCAAGUCUAUGUUAUAGUUUAUUAUGUGAAGUCUGAGUUUUUGUGACUAUUAAAGCUGUUGGUGAAGUGGGACAAGUGCACUAGUUUCCUGUGGCAAUAAAGAUUUUCUGUGCCUCACA
Orycteropus afer afer is the source of this 3983-nucleotide messenger RNA. NCBI's taxonomy places the organism in Eukaryota, Metazoa, Chordata, Mammalia, Tubulidentata, Orycteropodidae. The record is from RefSeq and is a predicted model, not a curated record.